UUAGUCUCUCAGUUAUAUGAAGCGAUUGAAUGGGUGACGGCCGUCGUACGGCCUGAGAUAUAAAGUUGGGGAAAAGCCCUCACCAACAAAAUCUGCAGAUCGAGUGAAAGAUGGGGAAAGGGGAUACGCGCAUGGGGGGGAUGGAGGUGGAGGAAGUUCCGGUGCAUCUACCGCCACAGAUUCCAAGUCAGGAGCCGCGAUACCAGAUCAAACCCAUGGAAUAUGUCAUAUCCGCACUCAUCGGCGGACUCAUUACGACAAUUGUGGUGACGCCCUUGGAGGUGGUAAAGACACGGGUCCAGACCCAGCAUGCGAUGCGCCAUAAGCCGACUAUCUCCAAGAUGUGCUACGUUUUCCACAAUGGCCUGAUGACGCAUGUCUGCAAACCAAACACCGAAUGCGUGCCAAAGCCCGGAAGGGACAUCAACAACAUGCGUCCGCUACGCGGGGCCAUGGAUGCGCUACUUAAAAUAGUGUGCGGCAGCGGAAUAGCCGGCCUCUGGUCUGGCCUGAGUCCCACACUCAUAUCGGCCCUGCCUUCCACAAUUAUCUACUUCCUCACCUACGAGUACCUGAACAGCUCGUUCUCCAAACUCUACACAAACUCCCGUCAAAGCAGUCAAACAGUGGAGACAGGCCUUAAGGGGUCAUUUGAUUUGGCACAGGCACCUUUGGCGGUGCCGUAUUUUGUUCCAAUGGCCUCCGGCAUUUGCUCGCGCACCAUAGUUGUAACGGCAAUCACGCCGAUUGAGAUGGUCCGCAUCAAGAUGCAAUCGGGCUACAUAACAUACGAGGAGCUGUGGCGAGUGAUGCGCACCCUGGUGCGACAGCACGGCGUGCUGGGCCUCUGGCGCGGUUGGCCGCCCACCGUAAUGCGGGACGCGCCCUUUUCUGGAACGUACUGGGCGACGUAUGAGUCAAUAAAACGGAGCUUUGCCGUGACUGAGCCUACGUUCUGGUUCAGCUUUUUUUCGGGUGCAGUGUCCGGAGCGCUGGCCACCUUCGUGACGAUGCCGUUCGAUUUGAUCACGACGCACACGCAGAUUGAGCUGGGCCAGGAUGUUCUCUAUAAAGAUUUGUCAUCAGGAGGCAAAACAAAAAAUGCAGACAAAGCCAGACCGUCGGUCUUCUCACGCCUCGCAGAUAUCUACCGCCAGCAAGGCGUCCGUGGGCUCUACAUGGGCGUUAUGCCUCGCAUCCUGCGCGUGGUGCCAGCCUGCGCCAUCAUGAUUUCAACGUUUGAAUACAGCAAAGCCUUCUUUUCUCACCAUAAGCUCGAUAUGAAGUAAACUGGAAGGUGCCUCAGGCGCCCAGACGUUAAAGUUUUUAUUGUGAAUGGUGAGGCUCAAGCGAAGCUUGAAGGUUUUUAUAUGAAGUUUCAUACAAAAGUAGGAUCAAUUAUACCAAAGUUGUCACGACGAUAAUGUUUUAUCA
This is a messenger RNA of Drosophila persimilis, 1434 nucleotides long. RefSeq names its product solute carrier family 25 member 40. NCBI's taxonomy places the organism in Eukaryota, Metazoa, Arthropoda, Insecta, Diptera, Drosophilidae. The transcript is spliced from 4 exons. Gene Ontology annotation, biological process: mitochondrial transmembrane transport. Bases 111 to 1289 code for a protein of 392 amino acids. The record is from RefSeq and is a predicted model, not a curated record.